UUUUUGGUUUUUUAGCAUCUUAUUUUUCCAAUUGAGUUAUAUCAAUAAUUUCAUUUUUGUGCAAUGUCCGAAUUGAAUAUUUAAGUCUACUGAUGAUUCUCUUCAGUUACAUUUGAAAUUCUUCUUCUUUUGUUGUUAUUCCUCGAGCAUUAUAUUCUGUGGUCCCAAAUUUAUAUACCAAUGUUCGAUAGGUUUGCUUAUCAUUCUUGUCCUGACUUCCAACGGAGAACCUAGUCUGUUGUUAAGUGACGGUUAAUUUGGUUUUACUCUAGUGACUGCUAAAACUGUUAUUACCAGUGCUGAAACAUUUGUUUGCCACAGUCCUGUAUAUCAACACAAAUCCUGCCACUAUGAUUGCUGAUGAAGAAUAUUUAGAUGAUAAUGUGGCUCAAACUAUUAUGAAAAGCAUAAGGAAUGCCAUGAAAUGCUGCUGUUGUGGAAAGACCAUGGAACUACCAAUAUGGACUUGUUUGUCUGGCCACAAUAUAUGUUCCAAAUGCACUAAAUCGAACGAAGUAUGUCCGCAAUGUUUCGGUAAUACCAAGGAACGUUUGAGGAAUUUCGAAUUAGAAAAAAUCUAUAAUAUCUGCAUAGGUAAAAGUCCAACAUUCUUUGAAGAAGAAUAGAAGAGAGGGUUUAAUUCCAUGUUAUCACUGAGGCUGACAAGGAGCAAGUUAAAACUGUGAUUAAUUUUCUGUGAAUACCACUAUUUAUAGAAAAGAUUCAUUUUAUACAUACGUAUAAUGAAAGAAAUGUAUUUAAUAUUUCAAAAUAUAAAGUUUCGAGU
Coccinella septempunctata (seven-spotted ladybird) is the source of this 787-nucleotide messenger RNA. Its product is annotated as E3 ubiquitin-protein ligase siah-1-like. Gene Ontology annotation, biological process: proteasome-mediated ubiquitin-dependent protein catabolic process; multicellular organism development. Gene Ontology annotation, cellular component: cytoplasm. The coding region runs from base 351 to 626 and encodes 91 amino acids. Gene Ontology annotation, molecular function: ubiquitin conjugating enzyme binding; ubiquitin protein ligase activity. The record is from RefSeq and is a predicted model, not a curated record. The transcript has 3 exons. NCBI's taxonomy places the organism in Eukaryota, Metazoa, Arthropoda, Insecta, Coleoptera, Coccinellidae.